Molecule: messenger RNA, 537 nt
Organism: Misgurnus anguillicaudatus (oriental weatherfish)
Lineage: Eukaryota; Metazoa; Chordata; Actinopteri; Cypriniformes; Cobitidae
Source: RefSeq, a predicted model, not a curated record
AUGGUUUUCUCAGAUGAAGAUGCCCACCCUGUUUUAAAGAAGACAAGGCAAAGGAGAAAGCUACGUUCACAUGGGUUUCCCUCCCCAGCGCUCUGCUGUGCUUGCGGUCUUUGUAUCAUGCUGGCAGGCAUUAAUAUCACCCUGGUAGGCGCUCUUGCCUUUCACAAACUCCUCCCUUUCAACAACCCUCCCAUCAUUAUCGGACCUAUCCUCCUGCUGGUGGCCUUUUCAUUUUUUGGGGCGUGUUGCAUCUGUAGUCGACGCCCCAUUGCCCAACCCUCUCGUACGUCUGCAGGACGGGACCACUGGCCGUUGAUGAGGAUGGGCGAAGCUGUGUUUGAGAUGGAAAAUAGUGAGCCCACUAUGCAGGAUACCACAGCCAUUCAACUCAGUCCAACAAACUCUCCAAGCUCCUCCCAUCGCUGCAGCCCCACCCACAUUCCAGUCGCCCCGCCCCAUCCUCUUCAAACCUGCGACUCCCCAAAGGGAACUGAUGUGAAUCUACAAAAUCCCAGUGUUGAUGAAUCAUACUCAUAG